This is a messenger RNA of Arabidopsis lyrata subsp. lyrata, 773 nucleotides long. Its product is annotated as probable glutathione peroxidase 5. Gene Ontology annotation, molecular function: glutathione peroxidase activity. Bases 98 to 619 code for a protein of 173 amino acids. The record is from RefSeq and is a predicted model, not a curated record. NCBI's taxonomy places the organism in Eukaryota, Viridiplantae, Streptophyta, Magnoliopsida, Brassicales, Brassicaceae. Gene Ontology annotation, biological process: response to oxidative stress. The transcript is spliced from 6 exons.
CCAAGGAAUUAACAGCUAAGAAUGAAAUAAGGAAGAAGGGGACACAUAUCAUCAUUCUAAUCAAUUUCUUCUGUGCGCGAGCGAGCGAGAGAGAGAGAUGGGUGCUUCUAUAUCAUCAUCAGUGUCCGAGAAAUCAAUCCAUCAAUUCACCGUCAAGGAUAGCUCCGGCAAGGAGGUUGACCUAAGCGUAUAUCAAGGGAAAGUGUUGCUCGUCGUCAAUGUCGCUUCUAAAUGCGGAUUCACGGAAUCCAAUUAUACCCAGCUGACGGAACUUUACCGGAAAUAUAAAGAUCAAGGGUUUGUGAUAUUGGCGUUUCCUUGCAACCAGUUUCUCUACCAAGAGCCUGGCACCAGCCAAGAUGCUCAUCAAUUUGCCUGUACUCGGUUCAAGGCCGAAUACCCCGUUUUCCAAAAGGUGCGUGUCAAUGGACAAAACGCUGCACCAGUCUACAAAUUCCUCAAAUCUAAGAAACCCUCUUUUCUUGGAAGUCGUAUCAAAUGGAACUUCACCAAGUUCUUGGUCGGCAAAGAUGGCCAAGUCAUUGAUCGUUAUGGCACAACGGUGCCUCCUCUAUCCAUCCAGAAAGACAUCGAGAAAGCCCUUGCACAAGUAUUAUGAACACGCACAGACAUUGGAAGAAACUUCUUCUCUUACUCUCCAUCACCUUGUCUAGUUUCCCUUCCAUAUGGGCCUUGUAUUCAUCUUAUGUGUAACGCCAUUUCUUAUGUGAAUUUUGAUCAAAGGUCAUACGAAUAUGUUGAUUUGAACCCAA